GAGAGGAAGGAGCGUCUGAGAGAGAGGGGGAGAGGGGGGGGGAGUGCGAGUUAGGGCACGCCAUGGGGCUGCUCAGUAUGGACCUGAUCAUGAAGCUGCAGAUCCUCCCGGGAUUUUUCUCCAACUGCCUGUUCCUGGCCGCGUAUGACUCGUUCGUGCUCCUCAGGCAGGCGGUCUCGCUGCUGAGCUGCUCGGGCCUGGGGCCGGACCCCCAGCACCGGAUGCUGACGGCCGAGGGCAUGCAGGUGGUGUGGCAGAGCUUCCUGCUGGACGCCCUGAAGCAGGUCAAGGUGGGCCUCGAGGCGCCCAACUCCGCGGUUGCCCGGCUGGACGGGGGGGCCCCCUGCCGCCUCUUGGACUUUGCCAGCCGGGACCGUCCCCUGGUGGUCAACUUCGGCUCGGCCACUUGACCGCCGUUCGUCAGCCGGCUGCCGGCUUUCCGCCAGAUGGUGGAGCGAUACGCGGAGGUGGCCGACUUCCUGCUGGUGUACGUGGACGAGGCCCACCCGUCCGACGGCUGGGCCCUCAGGUCCCGCUUCCAGCUGCGGAGGCACAGGAGCCAGGAGGAGCGGUGCUCGGCCGCCGGGCUGCUGGCCAGGGAGUUCGGGCUGCCCGCGGCCUGCGGGGUGGUGGCCGACCUCAUGGACAACAACGCCAACCGGGCCUACGGCGUGGCGUUCGAGCGGCUGUGCGUGGUGCAGAGCCAGAAGAUCGCCUACCUGGGCGGCAAGGGACCCUUCUUCUACAACCUGAACGGGGUGAGGGAGUGGCUGGAGAGGCACAGCGGUCAGAGGUGGGGCUGAGCGUGCGCGAGAAGGGGGGAGGUGGCGCCAAAGGCGGAGGCGCGGAGAGGGACGCCGGGCGGCGGGGGAGGGGGAGAUUCCCCUCUCGCCCCCGACGUGGCCCCAGAGACGGUUCCCAAAAGAACGACGCAAUUACCCUCUUCCACCCCCACUCGCCCCUCGCCCUUCACAGACACUGAAGGCCACGCCACGCGCGGCACUGCCCCACACCUUACGGACGCACUGCGAGCGCAAGUUGCCGCUGUCGUUGGAUUCGCAGGACUUUUCUCUGGUGACGGACGUGAUGGACCUAUAGGCCGACAAAUGGAGUUUGAUUUUUUGUUUACGCACACGCAUCUAUUCAUCUAUUUUUUUAUAAUUUAUUACGCUAAAACAAUUGGACGGCUAUGUGAGCGCGAUUGGAUACUUGCCUGGAGUCGUGUGCGCGUGCGUGCGUCUGUGUGUGCUUCUGUGCAUGUGUGUGUGUGUGU
Callorhinchus milii (elephant shark) is the source of this 1273-nucleotide messenger RNA. It is a transcript of the gene dio2, whose product is annotated as iodothyronine deiodinase 2. Gene Ontology annotation, molecular function: thyroxine 5'-deiodinase activity. NCBI's taxonomy places the organism in Eukaryota, Metazoa, Chordata, Chondrichthyes, Chimaeriformes, Callorhinchidae. The record is from RefSeq and is a predicted model, not a curated record. The transcript has a single exon.